AUGUCAAUUAACACACAAAAUAACACCGACGAACCUGUAAACAAAGAUUUUAGUUAUUUAUCUGGGUUGAUUAGAAUUCUUGCAGAUAGAUAUCCCUCUUUUCUUCCAAAAUUUAUUGAAUCAUCAGAAACAAUCUACGAAAACGAAAUUACAAAAGACUGGUUUUAUAUUAAUUUUCAAAAGCGUCUCAAUAGUCUCAACAGUGAUACUAAAAAGAAGUUAAAAGAUAAAUUAGUUCAUUUGUUUAAAAUACAGGCAAUGUUAUCUGAUUUAAAUUCAUCACUGACAGAUGUUUCAAUUGAUGUUGGUGUGUCUUUAAAAGAGCACUACAACAACGCCUUGAAAGUAAUUAAAAUUUCAGGUGUAUCAAAAGAAGAUCAUUUCAUCAAAAUUCCUGUUGGAUAUGGUUGUCCUAAGCACAUAUCCAUCGGGUCAACUAGUAUUAAGAUUCGCAUUCAUGUAAAUUGCCCAGAUGAUUGGAAGCUUAAUGGUUUGGAUAUUAUUCAUUACGUUUCAGAUGAUGAACUUCAAAACAGAUCUUUUGUUUUCUUGUCUGGAAAAACACUUUCCCUUUCAAAAUUCAACAAAGAAAUGACAAUAUCCGGUUAUGGGCUUCGUUCAAAAGAACGCAUUGGAAACUUAGUUUUAAAAACCAGAAACACAGAACCUCAUUAUCCUAUAAGUCAUAAAGUUCCAACUACAGCCAACUACAAUACUGGAGAAAGUCAAAGAAAGGUGUCAUCAGGUAUUAUACCCUCAAAAAAUUCAAUUAAUGGUUUAUAUGAAGCGCAAUCGUAUGGAACACAACAGGGUAAUACCGCACAAGAAAGAGAUCAAAAUAGUGAAAGUAACAACUAUGAUAGUCUCACCUUCAAAAUAAGUAGUUCUAAUGAACCAAUUGAGAUAAAGAACAUAACUUAUUAUCCAUUCAUCUUAAACAAUCCAAGCUCCUCUGAAAGAGAUAUUGUACUAAGGGUAAAUAUUCAUACAGACUAUAUGAACGAAAUAAAUGAAAAAGAAACUUUUGAACCCAAAGGGGUUUUUAGCACCGACAUGAAAGAAGAUAUUAUUCUUUGCAACGUUCUUUUUGGUAAUGCUUUUAAGACAAUAGAAGAAUUGAAUAAAUUCAUAGAUGACAUGCAAACCAAAUUCAACCUAAAAUAUUUUGAUUGUUAUGAACUCAACCUUAAUGAAAAUUAUGUAGUUUUAGACCACUACCUUUAUAAAACACUAUAUGGAUUUAUCCCUCUAAUCUAUCCUAUUCCAAAGAAUUAUCGAAACACUGACGAUUACAAAAACUGGUUUUUUGUGUUCUUUAAUUACCUCCAUCCAUCUAACGAAAUCUCUGCAGUUAUUAUACAUAAAAAGGAGAAAAAUACUCAGAUUAGAUAA
This is a messenger RNA of Entamoeba dispar SAW760, 1392 nucleotides long. RefSeq lists its product as uncharacterized. The transcript has a single exon. NCBI's taxonomy places the organism in Eukaryota, Evosea, Mastigamoebida, Endamoebidae. The record is from RefSeq and is a predicted model, not a curated record. The coding region runs from base 1 to 1392 and encodes 463 amino acids.